AUGGCUGACUUAACCAAAAGGUUUCAAAAGAUGGUUAGAAGAAAUGGAGGAAUACGGAAAAGGGGCAACUUCAGCAAACCAAAGAACUAUGAUCUCUGCCACAAGUGUGGAAAGCCAGGGCACUUCAUCAAUGAUUGUCCUCUCCUGAAGCAAGAACAUUCCAAGUAUAACCCUGAGAAAGUAGCCAAGAGAAACCCGGUUCCUGACAAGCACUUCAAAAGGAAGAGAUCUGCUGGCAAUGUGGUGAAGCAAGCUCUUGCAACAUGGGGAGACUCCUAUAGUAAGUCUGAAGAUGAAACUGAUGCAGGUGACAGCUCCAUGAUGGAAGUUUAA
Nicotiana tabacum (common tobacco) is the source of this 333-nucleotide messenger RNA. NCBI's taxonomy places the organism in Eukaryota, Viridiplantae, Streptophyta, Magnoliopsida, Solanales, Solanaceae. The record is from RefSeq and is a predicted model, not a curated record.